Messenger RNA from Phytophthora nicotianae INRA-310, 339 nucleotides. RefSeq lists its product as hypothetical. The record is from RefSeq and is a predicted model, not a curated record. Lineage: Eukaryota; Oomycota; Peronosporomycetes; Peronosporales; Peronosporaceae. Bases 1 to 339 code for a protein of 112 amino acids. The transcript has a single exon.
AUGGCAGGACAGACCACGAUAUUCGAAUUCCUCGAUUCAAUCGACGCUAGUUUCAUAAGUGUCCGGGUUGCAUCGGCCAUCCGCAAGAAACAAAAGAAAGGCAAUCCGGGGAAGCCCACCGCCAUUCGCGAGCGUGAACGAGUGCCAUACUCGACAGAGCUGCAGUGGCGCAAGAGAGAUGAAACUCGGAAACUCCGCAUCCAAGCACAAGUGUUAACCGAUCAUCUUACUCAGUUGAAGAAAAUACGGAAUGGACGUCUCGAGAGUAAGCCGGAUCUCACUUCAGGAAAUCUACCUCAAGACAUGAUAAACUGGCGAGGCGAGGCUGCCGUUGCUUGA